Molecule: messenger RNA, 2824 nt
Organism: Uranotaenia lowii
Lineage: Eukaryota; Metazoa; Arthropoda; Insecta; Diptera; Culicidae
Exons: 2
Coding region: 38-1753 (571 amino acids)
Biological process (GO): DNA integration
Molecular function (GO): nucleic acid binding
Source: RefSeq, a predicted model, not a curated record
AUUAAUUUCCCCCGUAAUAGUUACCGCAAAAAUAAUAAUGCAGGAACUGGCACUACUUCAUACGGGAUGGGAUGCUCCGGUACCACCAGAACUACAGCAGAAAUGGCAGGACUUCCAUCGCCAAUUGUCAAAAUUAGCAGAAUUCUGCAUACCCAGAUUUGCUUUCAUACCCGAAUACGUUGAUGUACAGCUCCAUUGUUUCGCCGACGCAUCGGAUCUUGCGUAUGGAGCUUGUAUAUAUGUUCGUUCCAGUGAUCGACAAGGCAACGUACGCACCGAACUUUUGUCAUCGAAAUCUAGAGUCGCGCCUUUGAAGCGACUCACAAUUCCAAGACUAGAACUCUGUGCAGCUAGGGAAGCUGCCCACCUAUACCAGACAGUAAAAAAGGCCCUCAAUUUGGAAAACGUGCAAGCAUAUUUCUGGUCGGACUCAACUGUGGUGUUGCACUGGUUAAAAGCUCCACCCAACUCGUGGAAGACCUUUGUCGCAAACCGCGUUUCAGCAAUCCAGACAACUACGUACGGACACCCAUGGCUGCAUGUGGCAGGCAAAGAGAACCCCGCCGAUCUUGUAUCCCGCGGAAUGAAGGUCGAGGAUUUCCUGGAAAGUGACCUUUGGAAGCAGGGUCCUUUUUGGUUGAAGCAGUCACCGGUGAGAUGGAUGACUGAAGAUGCUGGAUCUCCACCCGAAGAAGCAGAUUUGGAACCCCGAGCAGUCACUCAAGCUACCGCAGCAACACAAGAAACCAGCUUCAUCUUCUCGCUUCGAUCUUCUCUGAUUCCCUUGGUAAGAUUAGUUGCACUGUUCCGACGCUUUGCUGCCAAUUCUCGAAAAUUCAGCCACAAAAAUACUUCGUCAUUUCUAACGAUGCAAGAGAUCAAUUCAGCGAAAAUGGCUCUUGUAAAACUGGUUCAAGAGGAAUGCUUCCAAGAGGAAAUCAAAUCCUUGAAAAGGCUCUACCAUGUUCCACACAAAUCUCCUUUGAAACUACUCUGUCCUUUCCUGGAUAAGGAUAACAUUAUCAGAGUUGGCGGUCGUCUACGGAAUUCGCUAGAGAACUUCGCAACAGUGCAUCCAGCUGUACUUCCAAAGUCGCAUGUCUUCACUAGCCUUCUCAUCGAUUAUUACCACCUUCAAACCCACCAUGGAGGAUGCCAAGUAACGUUAGCGGUCAUGAGACAGGAAUUCUGGCCAAUCAAUGGAAAAAGAGCGGUCAGUUCCGUCCUUCGAAACUGUCAUCGAUGUUUCCGUGUGAACCCCAAGUCGAUUGAACAACCGAUGGGUCAACUUCCGUCCACACGAGUCCGCCCAGCUCGUCCAUUUUUGAUAACUGGAAUUGACUUUUGUGGACCUUUCUACUUGAAACCCCCUCACCGCCGAGCAGCCCCUCCAAAAUGCUAUAUUUCGGUAUUUAUUUGCUUCACGACAAAGGCAAUACACCUUGAACUGGUUAUGGACCUAUCAACCGCUGGAUUCUUAGCUGCACUUCGUCGGUUUAUAGGACAUCAUGGACUUCCAUCGCAAAUUCACUCAGACAACGCGACGAACUUCCAAGGAUCAAAGCACGAGUUAUACGAGUUGUACAAGGGAAUCAACAGCAAGACUGGACAACACGAGAUCGGAUCGGAGCUAGCCCAGCAAGGAAUUUCCUGGCACUUCAUUCCACCCCGUGCUCCCAACUUCGGUGGAUUAUGGGAGGCAGCCGUGCGCUCAACCAAGACCUGCCUGAAAAAGGAAAUUGGAACCAACUAACUAAGCCAUGAAAAUUUUUGCACUCUGCUAGUUCAAAUAUCCGCCGCCCUAAACUCUAGACCUCUAGCCCCAUUAUCUGAUGACCCAAGAGAUUUAGAUGCCCUCACCCCAGCUCAUUUUUUAAUAGGGUCGUCUAUGAAAGCCCUCCCUGAGCCCGAUCUUACCGCCAUACCCACAAACCGCCUAGCUCACUAUCAGCAACGACAGCAGAUGUUUCAACGAUACUGGCAACGCUGGAGCCAAGAAUACAUCACGGGACUGCAACAAGCGACCAAGAACCUUCAGCCCAGCAUCAUCAGCAUCGGCAGCAUAGUGAUUCUACGGGAAGACAAUUCGCCACCACUACAAUGGCCGCUAGCGAGAAUAGUCGAGGUACACCCAGGCGCAGACGGAGUGGUACGAGUGGUCACAGUCAAGACGUUCAAGGGGACGUACAGGCGUCCGGUCAACCGAAUUUGUCCAUUACCCAACGAGGACUCUGCAGAAGCUCCAUGAUUUUUUUGAAGAAGAAGCAAAAUUUUGAAUUGAAAUUGAAUAGCUAGGAUAAGAUAGGUGUUAGUUGAAACAUAGUUUCAAGGGGGCUGGAAAUGUUAGUCGAUAAGCAAAAUAUUUAAAUUUAAGUAAAAUAUGCAAUGAUCACCACUAUUUGAGGAUCACUGGAGUUGCAUAGUACUUAACAUUUCCACAAGAACUCACUACACAAUUGUAUCUAAAUGAACACUGCACACGAACGAUACACGAAGAGAUACAUAUAACCCCCAGUAGAAUAGGUAGAUAGAUCGUUAGAAGACAACACAACAGUCAGUAUCCUACCGAUAGAGCUCAAAUAAAGUAUUACAUAAAGGUUGUGAAUAAGUGGUGGAAAGAAAAGGACUUGGACUACAUAUACAGGACGAAGGACAUUUAGGACGGUUAAGGAUUGGAAGGCGGUGGAUUGUAAGCAGUAAGGAUAAAAGAGGAUCGAGUUGGAAAGAAACGAAAAGGAGAACACAACGUAGGACAAAAAAGGUACGUGGAGAAGUGGUUUGGAAACUUCGGAAAGGCCGUUUAAAGAUUGCUCAACCCGCGAAC